CAGACCGACGGACCGACGGUCCGUCCAUCCAGCUGCCUCUGCAGAAGCGCGUGCACGCCUCGCAGCCUGCAGCCUGCAGCCGGAGCUGGAGCCGGAGCCGGAGCUGGAGCUGGAGCUGGAGCUGCAGCCGGAGCUGGAGCUGGAGCCGGAGCCGCGCUGCGCCGUACCGGUCCAUGUGCGUGAGCGUGUGCGCCCCUGCGUGCGUCCGGCGGCCGGUGUGUCUGCGCUCCCGGGACGGGAACAGCGGCGAACGGGCCAAGUUGAGCCCCCCUCCCACGAUGCGCGGGGGGGCCAGCAGAGAUUGCAGUGGAGACUCGGCAGCACAGGCGCACGCACACGCAAUGAAGAUUGGAUUACAACAACUGUGAUUUUCUUCGCAGCUUGCGCGCGCGUCAAGUGCUAAAACCUGGGAUUUCAUUCAUCUUUUUUUUGUCGGACUCGGUGGGAAUUAUUUUGAUUCUGUGAUUAUUAUUAUUAUCCCCCCCCCGACCCCCCCGCCCCCCUCCUCCUGUUGUGCAGUGUUCCAUCGGAGGCUGCAUGGUUCUUCAAAGGAGAGAGUGUGUUGCAAUGUCAUCUCACGCAGCCGUUUUGGAGCUCUGUGGAAGGGAGAUGCUGGGAUGAAGUGGUUCGGCAGUAUGUCCCUCAGCAGCAAAAGAAGUAAGAGGAGGGGUAGAAGGAGCAGGAGUUGCGGCAGUGGAGGAAACGGUGCUCUGCUAUCCCUGGCCCUCCUGAUGGUGGUGUCCACGAUGGCCGACCCCGCGGCGGCUCAGAAGCAGCGAACUGGUGGCGGUUCAGAGAAAGUCCCGGUCCUGAACAUCGCUGUGAUCCUGGGACGCACGCGCUACAUCUCGGACCGGGACAUCAGGGCUCUGUGGAGCAAAGAGGACCCCAUCGACGUCAACGUGGUCACGCUGCUGGUCAAUGAGACUGACCCGAAAAGCAUCAUCACACAUAUGUGUGACCUGAUGUCGGGGACCAAGAUCCACGGUGUGGUGUUUGGGGAUGGCACUGACCAAGAAGCCAUCGCCCAGAUUUUGGAUUUUAUUUCCUCACAGACGCUCAUACCCAUCCUGGGCAUCCACGGAGGGUCGUCCAUGAUCAUGGCUGACAAGGAUGUGAAGUCAACCUUCUUCCAGUUUGGAGCCUCCAUCCAGCAGGAGGCUCUGCUGAUGUUGAACAUCAUGGAGGAGUAUGACUGGCACAUCUUCUCCAUUGUUACGUCCAAGUUCCCCGGCUACCAGGAGUUCAUCAACAUCCUGAAAACUACAGUGGACAACAGUUUUGUGGGCUGGGACCUGCAGAAUAUCAUCACUCUGGAUGCAGUAGAAGAAGACAGUCGUUCUCAGAUCAUGCUCAAGAAGGUCCAGUCUCCUGUAGUCUUGCUCUACUGCUCCAAAGACGAGGCCGUCUACAUCCUGGACGAGGCUCGCUCUCUGGGCCUGACUGGGUUUGGUUACAUCUGGAUUGUGCCGUCACUCACCACCGGAAACCCGGAAAUAACGCCAGAGACGUUUCCAUCGGGAAUGAUUUCAGUGUCGUACGAUGACUGGGACUACCCGCUGGAAGCACGAGUCCGGGAUGGUCUUGGGAUCAUAACGUCUGCAGCGGCAGCCAUGUUGGACGAGUAUGGCGACAUCCCCGAGGCCAAGACGUCCUGUUAUGGCCAGAUGGAGAAAACCACAAAGCUGCCGCCCAGCGCACUACAUAAGUACAUGAUGAAUGUCACAUGGGAUGGCAGAGACUUGUCGUUCACAGAGGACGGCUACCAGGAAAACCCAAAGCUGGUGGUCAUAGUUCUCAACAAGGAAAGAGAGUGGGAAAAGAUGGGGAAACUGGACAAUGGCAGCUUGACAAUAAAGUACCCAGUGUGGCCACGUUUCAACUCCUUCGGGGACGCUGAGAUGGACGACAACCACCUGUCCAUUGUCACCUUGGAGGAGAAACCUUUUGUCAUUGUGGAGGAUGUGGAAAGGCUCACUGGUACCUGCAUGAGAAACUCUGUGCCCUGUAGGAAGCAUAUCAAAGAUAACACAACAGAAGCUGGUGGAACAUAUAUCAAAAAAUGCUGCAAAGGGUUCUGCAUUGAUAUCCUAAAGAAGAUUGCUAAGUAUGUAAAGUUCACGUACGACCUGUACUUGGUCACUAAUGGGAAGCAUGGCAAGAAAAUCAACAACGUCUGGAAUGGGAUGGUGGGAGAGGUGGUCUAUAAGAAAGCCGUCAUGGCCGUCGGUUCUCUGACGAUCAAUGAGGAGCGUUCUGAGGUCAUCGAUUUCUCCGUCCCAUUCGUAGAAACUGGGAUCAGCGUCAUGGUCUCGCGUAGUAAUGGCACAGUCUCGCCUUCAGCCUUCCUAGAGCCAUUCAGUGCGUCAGUGUGGGUGAUGAUGUUUGUCAUGCUCCUACUGGUGACUGCAAUGGCUGUCUUUAUGUUCGAGUACGUCAGUCCUCUUGGCUUUAACAGAAACCUGGCACAGGGAAAAGACCCCCACGGACCUUCAUUCACAAUGGGGAAGGCCGUGUGGCUGCUGUGGGGUCUGGUCUUUAACAACUCUGUUCCAGUGCAGAACCCGAAAGGAACAACCAGCAAGUUCAUAGUGUCUGUGUGGGCCUUCUUUGCUGUCAUUUUUCUGGCCUCCUAUACUGCCAACCUGGCUGCCUUCAUGAUUCAGGAAGAGUUUGUGGAUCAAGUCACUGGUCUUUCAGACAACAAGUUUCAGAACCCAUAUGCAUAUUCGCCUCCGUUCCGCUUUGGGACGGUCCCCAAUGGAUCCACUGAGAGGAACAUCAGGAAGAACUACCCUGCCAUGCACCAGUAUAUGACCAAGUAUCAUCUGACUGGGGUCCAGGACGCACUUGUCAACCUCAAAGCCGGCAAACUGGACGCCUUCAUCUAUGAUGCUGCGGUGCUGAACUACAUGGCUGGCAGGGAUGAGGGAUGUAAGCUGGUGACCAUUGGCAGCGGGUACAUCUUUGCUACCACUGGUUAUGGCAUUGCUCUGCAAAAAGGUUCCUACUGGAAGCGACAGGUGGACCUGGCUAUCCUGGCAAUCAUUGGGGAUGGUGAAAUGGAAGAACUAGAAGCCCAGUGGCUGACUGGAAUUUGCCACAAUGAGAAGAACGAGGUGAUGUCAAGUCAGCUGGAUGUGGACAACAUGGCGGGGGUCUUCUACAUGCUGGCCACUGCCAUGGGACUGUCCCUCAUCACCUUUGUCUCCGAGCAUCUCUUCUACUGGAGACUCAGAUACUGCUUCACCGGAGUCUGCAAUGGCACGCCUGGUCUUCUUUUCUCCAUCAGCAGGGGAAUCUGGAGCUGCAUCCAUGGAGUCCACAUUGACAUGAAGAAAAAGACAGAUCUUGACUUUAGCCCCCAGGAUAAAAUGCUCAAACUCAUCAAGUCUGCCAAACAGAUGACCAACAUGUCGAACCUGAGUGGCUCGCGCAUGAACUCGCCCAAAAGAGAGUUCAUGCACUCAGCUGGCCCCAUGAUCAUGGACAUGAUGGCAGAGAAGGGCAACUUCAUCUAUGCCGACAAUCGAAGCUAUGCUCCGAAAGAUUUAAUGUAUGGGGACACUGGUGAUUUGCAGUCAUAUCUUGCUAACCGCCACAAGGACCACCUUAACAACUAUAUCUUCCAGGGCAGCCAGCAUCCUUUGACGCUGAAUGAUGCCAAUCCAAACACAGUUGAAGUUGCAGUGAGUGCUGACGCUGUCCAGACCAACGCCAAGCCACAGCGGGCGCUUUGGAAGAAGUCAGUGGAUACACUUCGCUCUGUGCCACCAGGGCCCGCUCCGAUGCCUGACAUGCUGAUGCCAGACCCACGACUGUCAAUGAAGACGCAGCGCUACCUCCCAGAGGACGCGGCCCACUCUGACAUCUCUGAUUGUUCAAGCAGAGCAGCCUCCUACAAGGACCCAGAAAACAGCAAGCACCUGAAACCCAAGGACAACUUAAAAAAAAGAUCGGUGACGUCCAAAUACCCAAGGGAUUGCAGUGAGGUGGAGUUGUCCUACUUAAAAACGAAGCAGGUCACUGGCGGAGCCAACCACAGUGGGAGAGCAGCAGGAGAGAAAAUCUACACCAUCGACUCAGACCGAGAGAUGAGCCUCCAUUCAGACCCCAUUCUCUACCGUGAAGGUCAUGGUCUUGCCACAGAUGAUUUGGAUUACCCUGAAAUAUACUCUGACCACAGCGACAACUACAGGAAGUGUGAGCAGCCCAUCAUUCAUCUCAAUUCCUCACCUUUACAUCACACAGACGCAGAUCUUCUACCAGACUCAGCUUACUCUAAACACUACAACUUGAAAGACAAAAACCUUGCUUUGUCCCCUCAUGAAUCCAUUGAUCGCUACAAGCAGACACACUGCCGUUCCUGCUUGUCCAAAGUCAGCUCUAGCUACCCACCAGGAGUUCCAUACGUCCCUGCUGCAACUGCAACUGCCACAGCCGCUGGCACGCGCUCACCUUACAAUCGGUGCGAGGCAUGCCUCCACACAGCCAAUCUGUAUGACAUCAGUGAAGACCAGCUUCUGGCAGAUCCUUUGGUCAGUCCCACCUUGCAUCACCAAGAGCAGCAGCCAGACGACAUGUUUGGUCUCUAUUGGCCACAGACAGAUGGACCCCAUGUUCAAAAGAGAAACCGCUUGAGGUUGAGUCGUCAGCACUCCUUUGACAAUAUCAUGCUAGAAAAGCCCAAGGAUGUGGACCUGGGCCGACCAGCACGCAGCGUCAGCCUUAAGGAGAAGGAUCGCUUCCUGGACUCUGCAUCUGACUCUCAGUAUGCAAAUCUCUUCGGCAUGCGCCCCUACUCUGGCAGACUGUUCGGCACUGGGUCUAAAUCUAUGCUGUUUAACCACAACCUGGAGGAAAGCAAGAGGAGCAAGUCCCUGUACCCGGCCCAUGGCUCGGAAAACCCUUUCCUCAGCCACUCGCUGAGGGAUGACACCAGCAGCAGACUGGUCCAUGGGCGUAGCUCCUCUGAUAUUUACAAACAGCUGGCAGUAGGUUCUCCUGCUGCAGCGCUGGGAGCAGCCCCCAUCAAAACACGCAACGAAGCGAACAAUCUCCGCUCUUCCGUUAAAUCCACCUCUUCAUACUGCUCAAGGGAUGGGCGGAUAGCUAAUGACAUGUACAAUAAAGAGCAUGUGAUGCCUUACUCAGCCAAUAAGACUAGUGCAUACCCUGCCCCACGUGGCGUCCUAAACUCAGCCCAGUUCAGCAAUAGACGGGUGUAUAAGAAAAUUCCCAGUCUGGAGUCAGAUGUUUAGUUGAUGUAAGAAAUAUUGUGUUCUCUCCUUCUUGCUCCUCUCUGGGUUUGUAUUAUAAUUUAUCAACUAUGUUAUCCGCUAAGGGAUGCCAUAGCCACAGUAUGUAUUUCUUCUCUUUGACAUUAUAAUUGAAAAGAACUUGUGCCCAUUUGGGUUUGACAGUAUGAUUACUACUCUCUUUACAGACAAUAUCACCAUCUCUGUUCAUUCUCUCCCAUGUACCAGUUGUUGGCUGUUUUGUCAACACUCUGCCAUAAGGUAUCGUAGCAUAAAGAGAAGGGGAAUUGUUAAUGUCCAGGUUUAAAAAUGGAAGAGAAUUAAGUGGAAGGUAUACAUUGUGUUGCAGGACAAGUUCAAGAAUCACUGGGAAAGAGUAAUAUUGGCUUGACGUGAUGUGUUAGGAGGUGAUUAAAGAGGGCAGGAGUAAUUGUAUAACAGGGGGAUUAGAAGAAGGGAAAAAGGUGAUAAUUCCUUUAACCACCCACUGUCUUUCACCUUCCUUUUUCUUACCCACCUCCACUGUCAUGAUUCAGGCUCAGGUUGAGGGGGAGAGCUUUGACAGGGAGACCAGAUGGGUGAGCCAGACAUGGAGGCAUCCCAGGAGGGCAGGGGUGUCACCGCUGGGCUAGUCCAUUGGUCCGCUGAUGCUUAUCCGACAAAUCAGGUUACUGAGACACCUGGCAGUUGUAGAAUGCAAAAAAAAAAAGGCAAAAAGGAAGAAUAGGGAUGAGUGGCUAAAUGACACAGUGGAGCAAACAGUAAUUUGUAGCAGAUAGAUGUCACAGUGGGGUUUUAUGUGUUAGGGGACACCACAGUGAAGACGAUGAGAGUAAUGAAGAUUUUGUUCGUGAAAAAUGUUUACAGACAGACAGAUAAAGACAAGUAAAAAGAAAGGGACAGAGAAGCACGUGAACCUGUGGCAAUAGAUGGGCAUUUCAUUUGAGGCAUUGCACAUAGUAAAAUAAUUGCAAAGAAUUGCUUUUUUAUUCUAUUGAGCUGUAAGAUUUAUAAGGGAUUCUGGCAUCCGGAUCCCCCUAUGUAAGAUUUUAGUGUUUGCUUAUUUGGUAGCACAAUAGCAUUUAGUUUAAAAGCCUCCCUACCAUAUUUGCUUUUGACAAAAGCAUAACUUAAUGAAAAAUACCAUCAAGAGUAGUAGAUUAUUUUGCAUGUGUUAUUUUUUUCGGAGUCAGACAUGAAAAUAUACACCCAAAAAGACUCUCAGAUACUUGAUAGAUGUUUUUGAAAGAGGCUAUGUUUUCCCAGAGGUGCCGGAUCGAUAUCUGUACAAUCGAAACUUGGAUCUUUGACCUUUGAGCUUAGUAAUCCUGUGCAAUGCUAUGGUUGCAAAAAAGCAAGUUAAUGGUGGAAGGGAAGAGAGCAAAGUUGGUAAUAAACCAGGGAGAAAAAAAUGAGAUGACAACUUUAUCCAAGUGGGCACCAAUGUGUGAGAGCAGUGUUGAUUUUUAUAAUUUUUUUUCAACUGCCUUCCUUAAGAAACAGGGUAUUUAACUAUGAAAAACACUGACAAUUCCUUCCUUCUUACUUUCUUCCUUCAACAUGAUGCAUCCUGAGUAUGUAUAAUAAUGACAUAAUACUUGUUUUUUCUUGAGGGGCUUGUGUACAGUUGAACUUUGGUUGGUUUAACCAACAAAGUGAAGUCUAAGUGAGUAUCCAGUCCAGUCCCACAUAAGAAUAUGCGAUAGUUAGAUUGGUCCACACUGCAAAAUAUUGGUGUUUUUUCAAUAAGGGCUCAAUAAAUCUACAAUGUCCAGACUCAUAUCCCUCUGUAAAAUACAGAGAUCCAUCUAUCGUGUCACUACGUAAUUAUAUCAGUGUUUUUGUCAUUCCCUGAUGACGUUUACAUGGGAUGUCUUGUUUCGUCCAUGACUACAUACCUUAAACUUGAUUUAUUUAUGGUGUGUAUAUCUUAGGAAUAGGAUGAUUAAUGCGUAUCUGGGUCCAUGGGCACAUGUGGCACCAUCUUCUUUUUUUUCCAAACUGAAAUUUGAUUUAAUUCAGUGCAAUUCAACUCAAUAUACUGUAGUAAUAAUAGUCUGAUUUUCAUUAAUUAUUGUAGUUUCCCAUUGUGUUUAGUACCGUUGUGAUAGCUAAGAGGUGUACACUCCUAAUUAGUUUAAUUCAUCUAAUUUUGCUUGUAGGUUUUUCUCCGGUUAAUCCCACAAACCAAAAACAUGAUUGUAAGAUUGUUUAGCAAUUCUACAUUUUUCCUAGACGUGAGUUGAUAUGGUGGUUUGGUUUGUCUUUUUGUACCCCAGCACUUGUGUAGUGACAGUUGAAAAUGACAUUCGGCACAACAUGCUACAAUGCAGGUAAAGAAAAUGCAAAGUUCAUGAGGCACUUUCACCUUAAUGGAAGAAGAUCGAUCAAUCAGAAGACAAUGAAGAUAAAAUCAUUCUUUUUUUUUUAGUAUUUUUUUAGUAAUUAAAAUUACUCCACUUAUGUCCACUGAAAUAACAAACAGGAGAAUCACAAGUAUGUUUUAGGCUUCAUAGCGCAAGAGAAAAAAAAAAUCAUUAAAAGAUCUUAUUUGAUUUUAGUAUGUAGUUUGAUAUACAACUCUUCAAGUCUUCGCUCCAUAAAAUGAAAUGAACCAAUUCAACCGAGCUAAAAAUUCUUCACUGCAAAGAAAAACCAAAAAACAGUGUCUAUAAAUAUGUCUAAUAUUCCAGUAAGUCUGGUAAGUACAUUUUUCUUGACUACAAUUCUUAAAAGUAGCAAUAUAGUCUAAAAUAGUCUCCUAUUUUUCUUUAAACAAGACUUUUUUUUCUAUUAAACUUUACUUCACUUAGAGAUGAGUUUUUGCAUCGUUUGAUUUAAAUCUUCAACAUCCAUUUGACAUAUUUAACAAAGUCCUUUCACUUUUCUACUUUGCUCUCGCUCAUGAUUUAUUAGUAGUUAAAUGACACGGGUUAGGGUGACACUGGAUUCAGUCUGGUAUCAAACAAAUACUUUAGAUGAGGAAAAUAUGCACUUUAAGUGCUUACAAAUCAUGCAUCAUGGUUUACUCUGACCUCAGAUGGAGGUCCACAUAAAACAACAUCCUAAAAUCCUGAACAUCACCUGUCACUUCAGGAUUUCUACUUCUCAGUCGUGACACCACCAUUUUUGGAUGUGUGGACCAACACCAUCUAUUACAGGUUUUUUUGUGAGACUGGAUAGAAAUUUGGACUGAUCAAACGGGGCUCUUGAUGAUGUGAAGAUUACUUGAGGUGGAUCUCUUGUUUAGCUUUGUUGUUUGGGUGGUAGGUGGGAUGGGGUGGGUGGGACCAAAGCAGCUCUGCUGUUUUGUAUUGGUCAAUCAUGUAUCCAUGUGCGAGGAUAAUGUGGCGAGUGUGAGCGGUGGAGGAUAGCUAAGCCUGAAAUUUUAGCCAGAGCAUUUAAUUCUCAAACUGAUAUGUGAUGCAUUUAUUCAUCUUUUAUUUUUCUAUUUGAUACCACUUAGCAGUAAAGACUUGCACAUGCAUUUAUUUCCAUUUUCACGUGUGCCCACCAAACAUGUUAUUUUGUAGCAUAAAGCUGUACAAAUUGUACACUUAAAAGAAAAAACAUGAAAUCAUCUUCACAACUGACUUGCUUGAUCAAUUGGAUUCACCAAGCCAAAAUUUAUCAAACAAAAUACCUCAGGAUGAUUCUGCACAUUUUGGGGAGCAGUAGCAACAGGACAUGAUGUGCCGCAAGUGUUUUUUGUUAAUAAAAAAGAAAAAAAAAAAUGUGAAAAAAAAUGAAGAAAAAAAACAUAGCGGCUAUGAAGCAGAAUCAAACUUCUCUUUCUGAUGUUUACCAGUCCUAAGUCUUCCAGUUCGGCUCUGACUCCGAACUCCUGCAACCAGACUGAAAAGAGAAGUGGAAGAGCAGGAGGGAAAAAAGAGAUGACGCUGGGGGGGGCUUAGAUGCUUUUCUCAACAUGGGGUGUGCUGCGUGUAGCUGUGCUUCUUGCCAAACUAAGCCCCCUCAGCAGAACAAAGGAUGUAACUUAAUCCGCAAAUGGGAAUCUCUGUCUUUCUUCUCCAUUGUUUUUAGCGGCACUUGACUUUGUUAGCCACUGUGUUUCAACUGAAGCUCCAUCUUUAACAUUUUUAACUGUCAUAUCACUGUUUUAUACUCUCGGGGUACUGCAGUAUCCUCUCCUCCCCUUACCCAGUCAGCUUCCCCGAUAUUGACUGAUGAACAUUUGUCUUUUAAUUUUUUUGUUUUUUUUUGUUGCAUCUUAUCUGCAUAUUUAUUAUCAUAUUUAUCUCCACAUGCUGCUUGCGUAAGCUGACGAGUGAACAAUAUGCACAUGUAAAAAAAAUUAUAUAUAUAAGGUUAUAUAUAUAUAUAUAUAUGUGUGUAAUAUAUAUAUAUAUAUAUAUAUAUAUAUAUAUAUAUAUAUAUAUAUAUAUAUAUAUAUAUAUGUAUAUAUAUAUAUAUAUAUAUAUAUAUCGAAUGGCACCAUUGCAUUUUCUGAAUUCAUGACAUUGUUCAGUUUGUUCUACUUUUACAGAACUGUCAUGUAAACUGAUGGUGUUUUAUACUCAAACACACACCCAAACGCUCUCAGAUACACCCUUGUGAUGACAACCCUUCUCUUUUUAAUAGCAAAAAUGUAUUUUAAUUACAUUUAAAGAUAAAUAAUGAGGUGAUGGCAUGCAACCCCAGAUGUAACGAUUUUUUCUCUUUUUAUUUAUCAGUUUAUUUAUUUACUUUUAUUUUGGUUAUGAUGUUAUGAUCACCAAUGCGUUGUAACCAGGUAUAUACGUAUUUGAGAAAACUAAAGAACUAUCUGUGUUGAAAACAAUGAAGAUGCUGCUGUUGUUAUGGGGGAGUAGGUGGGGACUCGACCCCUGUGCAGCUCACUUAUUGGCUGGGUGGCCGUCAUCAGGCCGCGUUUUGCCCAAUAAAGAGGCAGGUUAGGGGGUCGAGGCUUGGCAGAACAGCCUCGCUCUCCCUCCAAUGGCAGGUGGGAAAAACUGUAUCACCAGCUCUGCUUCUCUCUUCCCUCUCCUUCAUAUGUAGUCAGAACUUCACCUUUAAAGAAAAUAGAAGAAAAAAACAAACACAACCCUCUACUUUGAGUCUGCUAUCCCUCCAAAGAUACAAGCCCUCUUUCUUUCUUGUUUGCUGUAAGAAGCUUUAUUCCUUUUACUUUUUUCUUUUUUCUAAAAAAAAAAGAACUAAUACUUCCUCAAAGACUUUUAAGGAACUAUUUUGAAUAUAUUUAGAAAUGACACCUGUAAACAUCGCUUGUAAAUUCAUACUGGAAUACAUCAUCAAUGAGAAUUAUAAAGAGUAAAAACAAUAUUUUUUGUGUGAAUUUCACAAGAGCUCUUCUGUACAGUGGCACUGUUUAUCUCUCUAUCUCUCUCUCUCUCUUUCUAUCUCUCUUUCUCUCUCUGUAGAGCGACUAGAAUAAAAUUUCACCAUUCACAAGG
Messenger RNA from Cololabis saira (Pacific saury), 10693 nucleotides. It is a transcript of the gene grin2aa, whose product is annotated as glutamate receptor, ionotropic, N-methyl D-aspartate 2A, a. The transcript has 15 exons. Gene Ontology annotation, molecular function: NMDA glutamate receptor activity; transmitter-gated monoatomic ion channel activity involved in regulation of postsynaptic membrane potential. Gene Ontology annotation, biological process: long-term synaptic potentiation; monoatomic ion transport; synaptic transmission, glutamatergic. Bases 618 to 5261 code for a protein of 1547 amino acids. Lineage: Eukaryota; Metazoa; Chordata; Actinopteri; Beloniformes; Belonidae. The record is from RefSeq and is a predicted model, not a curated record. Gene Ontology annotation, cellular component: postsynaptic density membrane; plasma membrane; NMDA selective glutamate receptor complex.